CCGCCCCUGAUCUUAUGACCCGAGCUGAAGCGGCGAGUCCGGGAUUUUGCAGCGUUGUGGUCGGUGGUCCACUCAACUGUACCCCCAAUUCCAGCGAGUCUCUAACGUAGUGUUGCCGCUCCUGUGGCCGCCGCCGCCUCCUGCUCUGCGGCGUCAUGGUGUGCUUCCGCCUCUCCCCGGUUCCGGGCUCGGGGCUCGUUCUGCUCUGUCUCGUUCUGGGAGCUGUCUCAUCUUAUGCAUUGGAACUCAAUUUGACAGAUUCAGAAAAAGCCACUUGUCUUUAUGCAAAAUGGCAGAUGAAUUUCACAAUACGCUAUGAGACUACCGGCAAAACGUUUAAAACUGUAACCAUUUCAGACCUUGGCACUGUAACAUAUAAUGGAAGCAGCUGUGUGGAUGAGCAGACUGGUCCCAAAAUAGCAGUGCAAUUUAGAUCUGGUUUUUUCUGGGUUGUGAAUUUUACUGAGGAGGCAACUUCUUACUUAAUUGACAGCAUCUCAUUUUCCUACGACACUAGUGAUAACACGACAUUCCCUGAUGCCAAAGAUAAAGGACUUAUUACCGUUUCUGACCCUGUGGGAUUGAAAAUUCCAUUGAAUAACAUCUUCAGAUGCAAUAGUUUAUCAACUUUAGAAAAGAAUGAUGUUGUCCAGCACUACUGGGAUGUUCAUGUACAAGCUUUUGUCCAAAAUGGCACAGUGAGCACAGAAGAGUUUCUGUGUGGGAAAGAUAAACCUUCAACUACAGUGGUGCCCACCAGUCCCACCACUGUGCCAUCUCCUACUAUGACACCCACUCCACAGGAAAAACCACAGGUUGGAUCCUACUCAGUUCAUAAUGGCAGUCGUACUUGUCUUCUGGCUACCAUGGCGCUGCAGCUGAACAUCACCCAUGAUAAGGUUGCUUCCAUUAUUAACAUCAACCCCAAUAAAACUAACUUCACUGGCAGCUGCCAUCCUCAAACUGCUCUACUUAGGCUGAACAACAACAACAUUAAGUAUCUUGACUUUGUCUUUGCUGUGAAAAAUGAAAACCGAUUCUACCUGAAGGAAGUGAAUUUCAGCAUGUAUUUGGUUAAUGGCUCUGUUUUCAGCAUUUCAAAUAACAGUCUUACCUACUGGGAUGCCCCACUGGGAAGUUCUUACAUGUGCAACAAAGAGCAGACUGUUUCAGUGUCUGGAGGAUUUCAGAUAAAUACCUUUGAUCUAAGGGUUCAGCCUUUCAAUGUGAUGGAAGGAAAGUAUUCUACAGCCCAGGAGUGUUCGCUGGAUGAUGACACCAUUCUAAUACCAAUUAUAGUUGGUGCUGGUCUUUCAGGCUUGAUUAUCGUAAUAGUGAUUGCUUACCUAAUUGGCAGAAGAAAAAGUUAUGCUGGAUAUCAGACUCUGUAACACUAAUCCACAUGUGAUCUCUGUUAUAAAAUAAUAAAGCAAGUACAAGUUCCAACAUGCUAUACUGUUCAAUUUCAGGUAUAUUUAGUUGUAGUUCUGAUCUUAUAGCUGGUAUGGUGGAUUUCGACUUAAAUAGAAACACCUCCAGAACAACAAACUACAAAUUGGUCACAUGAUUUUGGUGUCCCCAAUCAAAGAAUUUAAAGCUGUUAUUUCUACAGCAAAAGGCACAUGCAAAAUCACUGGAUUAUUUGUUCUAUUUUAUUGUAUUGAAUUAGAAUUUGUGUUUUCACUUGAGAUAUACUGACUAUGCAGUUUAGGAAAAACAGUUUUUAAAAAGAUUUUUUCCUGCAUGUAGUUAAAUUGAGACAGCAGUGGAUUUGUACUUGCUCCUUUUGCAUUUUUUGUGAUUUUGUUUGCAGGCUAACUUAGCUACUCUGGCAUUGCUGCAUGUUUGACCUACGAGAGGAUAUGUCAGUAGAUUUGAACAGGGGCUAGGAUUACUAUGUUCUUAGCAGUGAAUGCUUUCCUAAUGCCUUUUGAAUAUAUUUGUAUUUAAUGUGGCUGUAUUGACAGAAGAUAGAAAAGCUUUUUAAAUGUUAGAAUAGGUAUUAAUUUUACUGUUUAAUCCUUUGGGGAAAAAAACCCCUGGAUUUUCAGUGUUUUAAAUUGCAAGAUGCAAGACUAUUCCAACUGGGCGCUUCUGUCCAUUUACUAGGCACUUGAGAGGUAAUUGCAAGGCAAUGCCAAUUUGGGACAUUAGUCCUUUGUACCUGUAAAUUGGCCUGUACAUGCAGUGCUCCCAUUAAAUGUAGGUUUUUCUUUAGCCUUCCAGUGUCCUUGUUGGUGGUAGUGUUUUCUUUUCCUCUCCUCUCCCCUCUACUCCCCUCUCCUCUCCUCUCCUCUCCUCUCCUCUUUUUUCUUUUCUUCUUUUCUUUUCUUUCUUUUUUUUCCUUUCCUUUCCUUUCCUUUCCUUCCCCUUUCCCUUUCCCUUUCCAUUUCCCUUUCCCUUUCCCUUUCCCUUUCCUUUCUUUUUCUUAAAGAAGAAAUGCCAAUAUGAACUAGAACCUAGAUAUAAAAGGGAGCUUAGACUUACAAAGGAACUUGCACCUAACCCAAAAAUCUUGGUCCUCUCUUUGUCCAUUAAAAAGUUGUUCCUUGUUUCUAGCUUGCAUCCAUUGCUACAAUAUUUACUAAUUUGGCUUUCACAUUUAAAUGGUUCUGUGCUAAUCAAAACUUACAUUAUUAUUGUUCAUUAUGGUAGAGUCAUUAUUAAUUCAUGUACUUUGUGUUCAGUUUUGUGCCCUGGGCAGAUGCACCAAUUAUCCAUUUACCGUGCACCAUCUAAUGUUUAUAUCAGAAAGCAAAACUUUUCAGCUGGAUAGUUAACGUAUCAAGCAUUUCUUGCUGCUUCCAGAUUUCUUUUUGUAUUGGAAUGGCUGAGGAAAUACUAAAAAAUUGUUAAUAUGCGGCCAUAUAUGGAAGGCUCUUGUGUUUUUUUGGGGGGGUAGGUAGAUUAUUAUGUUCCCCUCACCCCAAUUCACUAGAAAAUGAGAUAACUGGGUUCCAAGGUAGUAUUGAUGUUGAAUUUGGUAGUCUAGAUAUAAACAUACACUUGCUCGCUCUCUCUCACACACACACAGAAGCAAUGCAUGUUAGUAUGUGUAUGUCUAUAACUAUCUUUUGAGUUGUAGUGGAGUGACGAAUACUUUUUCUCCCACUCACAUUUACUGUCUGUUUAGAGUAGCCUGAAAAUCUUACUGGCUCAGAAUCAGAUUCCUGACUAGCCCCGCUCUUAAAGCUACAUUGAGCUGCAUUGCCAGCUUAAGGCACUUUUUAAAGAUUAUAAAUCUUGAGUUUUAAAAAUUAUUUUUUACUUAAAUAGUGUUUUAGUUUAAGAUUGUUAACCUUAUAAGAAUGAAUAAUGCUUAUAAGAAUACAGGCUUUAGAUGUUUUUCAUUAGUCAAAACAAAGCAGCUUUUUAAAAAAAAUAAGCACAAAUGGGUGGCACUGGCUUAACACUGUUAAUGUUUCUAAAACUUUCUACAUUUAGAUUAUAUACCUGAUUUAUAUUAAAAUACCUCUAAAUUAGCACUGUUUUAUAGAAAAUCUGACUUCAUUGAAUAUUUUUGUAUUUUACAUGGGCCAGUUUAUAUAUUAUUAUUUACACUGUAGCUAUAUGUUCUUUGUACCUUUUGUAGUUUUCUUUGUUUUACUGGGUAUAUACCUUGAUGGUCUAACACUAUUUGGUUCUAGGUGUUUUUCAUGUUUUAGCAUUUAUAUAAAAAACUGGUCCAUGUAAAUACGUUCAUAUAUUUUCUCAAAUGUUUAAACCAUUAGCUGAUGUAUGGUAUUUCUCUUUAGAUAUUUGCCUGUCCGUUUGCUCAACAUACUGCUUCUAAAACAAACAAUAAAGAUUCUUUUAUUUCUUAAGGAAA
Messenger RNA from Manis javanica (Malayan pangolin), 3829 nucleotides. RefSeq names its product lysosomal associated membrane protein 2 (gene LAMP2). Lineage: Eukaryota; Metazoa; Chordata; Mammalia; Pholidota; Manidae. Gene Ontology annotation, cellular component: late endosome membrane; autophagosome membrane; lysosomal membrane. Gene Ontology annotation, biological process: protein targeting to lysosome involved in chaperone-mediated autophagy; cellular response to starvation; autophagosome maturation. The record is from RefSeq and is a predicted model, not a curated record.